GUUUUCUAUUCUAAAAAAAAAAAAAUGGUUCGAGAUACAAUAGAAGAAAUUAACUUUUAUCGCCUUUUAUUAAGUUGUGAACAUAAAUUAAAGCAGCAACCCAUUGAUGUUUGGGAUCCUUCCGAGAAGAGGAAAUUGGCUACAUAUGUAAAACAUCUUACAACACUUGAAAAGAAAAUACAGCCUUCUCAUAUAAAGUCAUUAACGGAUAGAAUGAAACAUUUAAAUACAGCAGUUAGUGAACAUACAAUGCAUAUGGACGUGGAAAAAGGAACAAUAGAAGCACGAUUAGUGAAAAAGAAACAUUUAGAAGAAUUAAAACAAUAUGAAAGGCCCGAUCCUGAAUGGUUAAUAGAUUUGAAGCAACAACAAGAGACAUUAGAAAAAGUGGAAGAGAAGAAGAACUUGUUGGAACAAGAAGGGAUGAAGGAACAAGAUAGUCCUACAUCUGUAAUAAAAGAAAAAGAACAAGCUAAUAAUGAAUUACGAUUAAGAAAUACACAUAAAGAAAAGAAUGCAGAGAUGGAGACAACAGCCAAUAUUGAACAUGUUUUACAACAUCAUCGACAGAUUCAUGAUGAAUUAACAACAGAUUUAAGUAAGAUGGCAGAACAAUUAAAAUUAAAUAGUCAAGCGUUUGGAGAAAGACUUUCAAAGGAUGAUGAAAUUUUAAGAGAAGCUUCAAGAGCAGUAGAAAAUAAUUUAGAUAGAAUGAGAACCGAAAAAGAAAGAUUAGAUGUACAUUAUUCCAAGUCCUGGAGCACCAGUUUUAUGACUUUGGGAGUUGUUUUAUUUGUUUGUAUUAUGUUUAUACUUGUCUUUUUUACAAUUCGAUUCUUACCAAAAGCCUCUUAAAGAAUAAAAAAAAUAAAAAUGAAUAAAUAAAAAAAAUAAAAAAUAAAAAAAAAAAAAUAAA
Messenger RNA from Cokeromyces recurvatus, 916 nucleotides. RefSeq names its product vesicle transport protein. Lineage: Eukaryota; Fungi; Mucoromycota; Mucoromycetes; Mucorales; Mucoraceae. Gene Ontology annotation, biological process: retrograde vesicle-mediated transport, Golgi to endoplasmic reticulum. Gene Ontology annotation, molecular function: SNAP receptor activity. Bases 25 to 855 code for a protein of 276 amino acids. The transcript has 5 exons. Gene Ontology annotation, cellular component: endoplasmic reticulum; SNARE complex. The record is from RefSeq and is a predicted model, not a curated record.